AUGGCCAGAAACAAGCUUCGUAUCCUCUGCUUUGGCGACUCCCUGACCGCGGGCUACGCGUCUCUCGGCACCGUCUACAGGCCGUACAGCGAACAGAUGGUAGAGCUGCUUCGGCCUGCCCUCCCAGACGUCGAGAUCGAGACGGUGGUGGAUGGAAGGCCGGGCGACACCACGACCGGCUUCCUUUCUCGAUUGGGCCCCCACUUCGGGCCAGGAAAGCCUAGCUAUGAUUGGACCAUACUGCUCGGGGGCACAAACGACCUGGCGUACAACCGCACCGCCGAGGCCGUCUUUGAGAACCUUUCUAAGUGCUGGGGCGUCGCCCAGGCGCACGGCAGUAAGGUGCUCGUCCUGACGGUGCCCGAGGUCGGCGUCACGGGCAGCGCGCUCGUCAACAGCCGGAGGGACGAGCUGAACCGGCUCAUCAAGAACGCUGAGGGUGGAAAUAUAUAUGUCCAUGACCACCACGCGGCCGUCCCAUUCUGGGCCAUGUCCGAGAACGACCGACGGCUGCACUGGGACGACAAUGUCCAUCUGACCCCGAGCGGAUACGAUCUGAUGGGCCAAAAGAUAGCCGCUCGGUUCCUCGAGGUCCUCCGCGGGGAGACGCCAGGUGGUGGCCCGCAGCCGGCCAAGACACAGGACCAGGCGGCGGCGCCGACGGCGGCAGCAGCAGCAGCCACCACCCGGUCGAGGCGGGCGCGCAGCAAGGUUUUCAAGGACGACAAUCUGGUCUUUGACGAGGAGUCGGGCGACUCGACGCGCCUGGGGCAGGGGUACGUCGUCGUGAGGAAAAAGGACCUGGAAUGA
Messenger RNA from Gaeumannomyces tritici R3-111a-1, 810 nucleotides. RefSeq lists its product as hypothetical. Gene Ontology annotation, molecular function: phosphatidylcholine lysophospholipase A1 activity. The record is from RefSeq and is a predicted model, not a curated record. The coding region runs from base 1 to 810 and encodes 269 amino acids. The transcript has 4 exons. NCBI's taxonomy places the organism in Eukaryota, Fungi, Ascomycota, Sordariomycetes, Magnaporthales, Magnaporthaceae.